Molecule: messenger RNA, 3924 nt
Organism: Lynx canadensis (Canada lynx)
Lineage: Eukaryota; Metazoa; Chordata; Mammalia; Carnivora; Felidae
Gene: TOLLIP
Product: toll interacting protein
Exons: 5
Coding region: 1072-1722 (216 amino acids)
Biological process (GO): ubiquitin-dependent protein catabolic process
Cellular component (GO): cytoplasm
Molecular function (GO): ubiquitin binding; ubiquitin conjugating enzyme binding
Source: RefSeq, a predicted model, not a curated record
UCCCGCGUGGGGAGCGCCGGCCCCGGCCGCCGUGCCACACUCUCUGCGUGGACGCGUGCUUUGCUGAGGCGUGCUCCCGAAACAUAGCUGGUGAAGCGACAGACGUGAAAAGUAGCGACAGUUGCCAGGUUCUACCAGAAGGAGCAGGAAUAGUCAGUAACAGCUUCACGGGCUCGUGCUCCGGGCCGGCCACGGGCACGGGCUCCUGUGUGUGGACGGCCUCGCGGCUGCCGGGAAGGUGAGGGCGUGAGGGUGGGCUGGCAGCCCCUCCAGGCCGGCCCUGGCUGCUGAACGGAUCCCAAGGAAAGCCAGAUGCGCUGUCAGGAUCUAAAGUGGUUUUGGUCAGCACGACCUCCUGUAAAACCGCGAAGCAAGGGAAGUCACUGCACGCAGUUUUGAGGAGACGCACACAUACAGCAGACAGAGCCACGGUCGGGCCUCGCGAGUUCCGUGGGUUUUAUGGUGACCACGCGUCCCAGAUACUAACUCUGGCCACGCCCCCAGGGCCGAUGGGGUCACCUCAGGUACACACGAGCCGCCAGUCCGCACCCUCCACACGGUCCUCCCAGGCCCUCGUGGCUUGGGCUCCCACUUUGCCCGCUGGGCCUCGCGGCGUGGCCCGUGGCUUCCCGCUACCUGUGUGGUCACCCUUCCUCCCCUGGUGUUCGCCCAGCCCCCGCCAGGGCUGUUCCCUCAUGUUCCCUUGUGGGGUUCUGUGUGGAGGCAUUACGGUCCAGUCGGAGCCACUUGGAAUGAGCGUUUGCCGACCGACCGCCUGGGCCCCCGGAGCCUUCCGCCUUCAUCCGCGUCCACGCUUUCUCCUCCCUGCAAACGCAGCCUGUCUGGCCGAAGGCUGGGCUCCUCGGGGUUCAUGACCCGCAGCAGUGGACGGAGGACAGAAAGUGAAGCCGGGCCGUGGCUCCAGGGUGGCUCUCGGCUCUGAUCAGCCUCUUCAGAGGGGACGUCGGAGGAGCUGCCCUGCGUGGCCCAGCGGCUCCCUUCACUUGACCAGUGGCCUGCUGCACCCGUUGCCCACGGGCACGAUUGCAGCCACGUCCUGCUCCCGGGAAAAUGCCGGAAGCCAAGCUGGCGAAGAAUUACGGCAUGACCCGCAUGGACCCGUACUGCCGACUGCGCCUGGGCUAUGCAGUGUACGAGACGCCCACCGCCCACAAUGGCGCCAAGAACCCUCGCUGGAAUAAAGUCAUCCAGUGCACGGUGCCCCCCGGCGUGGACUCCUUCUACCUGGAGAUCUUUGACGAGCGAGCCUUCUCCAUGGACGACCGCAUCGCCUGGACACACGUCACCAUUCCCGAGUCCCUGAAGCAGGGCAAGGUGGAGGACGAGUGGUACAGCCUGAGUGGCCGGCAGGGUGACGACAAGGAGGGCAUGAUCAACCUGGUCAUGUCCUACACGGCGCUGCCGGCUGCCGUGAUGAUGCCGCCUCAGCCUGUGGUCCUGAUGCCCACCGUGUACCAGCAAGGUGUCGGCUACGUGCCCAUCACAGGUGUGCCCGCCGUGUGCGGCCCUGGCGUGGUGCCCGUGGCCCUGCCCCCGGCGGCCGUGAGCACCCAGCCCCGCUGCAGCGAGGAGGAUCUGAAGGCCAUCCAGGACAUGUUCCCCAACAUGGACCGGGAGGUGAUCCGCUCCGUGCUGGAAGCCCAGAGAGGGGACAGGGACGCGGCCAUCAACUCCCUGCUCCAGAUGGGCGAAGAGUCCUAGGGCCCCGGCCGCCACGCUGCCUCUGCCCCUCUCGACCUGCCGGCCCCGCUCCCCUCCCCGUUCCUGUGAAGGAGCCCCGUGUAGCCUUUUCUCAGCCAUCUGUAGCCCCAGUCCUCACCCUCGUUUGGGAUGCAUGCGGGUCGUUGGUCCCCAGCCACUGAGUGCCACCACCGCUUGGGUGCGGGUGUGGGCGGGCCUGUCCCUCGCUUUGUCGGGAGAAGAGUGGGCACGUGGGCCGUGUCCUGUCCACACGCUCUCCCCCCUGCCGCUUAGGGACGUGUGUCUUCAAGUGCCGUGUGCUUCUGCUCCGCACGCUGUCCCGAGAGCGCUCCGUGCAAGCAGCCUGACUCUGCCGGCGCUUUAGAAAGCGUCCCGUGCCCUCCUGGUUUGACGAUGGCAUGCGGUUACUUUACUCAGUCGGGGUAGACCUCGUAUUUCAGGCACACAGAACAUUGACAGCCGAUUGGGAUGGUUUUUACGAGUCAGGCUUCAGAUUCACGUCCGUCCCUUGUUCCUUGUCUGUGGUCCGCGGCCGCUCACCAGCGCCCUGGGCAGGCUGACCUCUGUGUUGCCGGCCAGCAGCAGGUUCAGCGCUGAUGUCCGUCCACCCGCCUGUCCCCACCCGUGGGCUCUGGAGCAGGGCUGCCCUGGGGACCCCGUUAAGCGUUUUCCUGCUGUGUCUCAGGCCGACUUUGUGGGCUGUUUUUCCGAGGGACUGCCCCUCCGCUCCCUGACCAGCUCUUGGAACAGAACGUAAAACCGAGGGUGAAAAGUAGAAGGGGCAGUACUUUGUAUUUGUUUAUUAAAGGGUAUCAGGAACCGUUGGCUUACAACUGACGUUGAUUUAAGUAAACGUGUACCAGUCCGGCGGGUUCAGUUUGGACAAAAUAGCAAACCGAUGAAUGUUUAAGGCUUCCUAGCGGCAAGGGGUGCAAGUGCGGCGCUGUGGACCGCGUGGCGGCCAAGGCUCCCGUUGUGACCACAAGAUGGGACAGGGUGGGGGACACCUUGUGGAAAUCUGCAACGUGGGAGGGGUCUCGGGCACUGCUUAGCCCAGGCGCAUGCGCGCACACUUGCCUCCAGACGGUCCUGUUGCCGUGGGCCCCGCGGCCCCCAACAGCGUGGCCCUGCGAAGGCUCAGCCGGAGGACCGGACUCCGUCCAGCCUUCGCCGCACGCGGGGCCUCCUGUCAGUUGGAGGAUGCUGCCGCCAGCGGCGAGUGCGCGGUGGCCCGGGGUCGGCGCACAGAAGCCUGAAGGAGCGUGUCCGGCUGGCGUGGCGGCCUCACCAGGCGAGGGUUCUCCAUGAAGAUUUGCCUCCACCGAGUCCCGACCACCGGCUAGGACGUGGGAGCCCUGCCUUCUCGCGAAGCAGGAGUUCCCACACCGGACGGUUUGGGCCCGCGUCCUCGCGCAGAUUCCUCCCCAAACGGGCGAAAGCGUUGGGCAGGCCCGCGGCUCUCACUUGGGGGCGACCUUCACGGACACGCAUCCGGGACCCCAGGUCCCCCCGGGCCCCAGUGCCGCCUUCUGCCUUAAAGCUGUGGGGGUGUUUGUGCGUGUCAGGGACGUGCUCCCCUCGGGGACAGGCACCAGGCUAGCUCACAGGGCCUGGGCUGGCAGGAGAGGGACCCUGAACCUGUCGCUUCUGCUCCCCUUUUCUUGCCAACACCGUGUUUGUGGCGUCCCAGAGAGCCUGCACCCGGCCGGCCACGGCUGCCUGUGCUAGGCUGUCCUUUCCUCCUGCGCGCCCCGCUGUCCUGCGUGUGGGCUCGUGCCUGUGGUGGCCCGCUCCUCCUGGGGGACGGCACGGUUCCUCCGGAGCGGCCGCGGCGUGGCCGCCACGGACUCCCACGAGCCAGGGCGGCUACCGGGGCCCGGGGCCCCGGGGCCUCCGCCCUCCGCGAGCUGGUCGGUGGCGUUUCCUCUGGUGGCAGCCCCGGCGCUGUCAGGGCGGUGGGGACGCGGUGUGCGCGGUGUCUGUGCACUUGGGUUCUUCCCGCGGCUCCUUCGGCGAACAGACCCCCUCCAGCGGCACGUGUGCGGCGUGCUGGCGGGAACGAUCCUCAGAGCUUUCUCGAGUGUCUGUUGGGGUGCAGAGUCCAGAUCUAUCUUUGUAAAAUAUAUUUUUGCUUAUCAGCCUUCUAAUUUAAUAAACGAUAUCUAUAAAAAUAGAGAAUUAAACUCCUCCGAUGAAACUUGA